Messenger RNA from Astrephomene gubernaculifera, 2498 nucleotides. NCBI's taxonomy places the organism in Eukaryota, Viridiplantae, Chlorophyta, Chlorophyceae, Chlamydomonadales, Astrephomenaceae. The record is from the annotation of a GenBank genome assembly.
GCUUACUUGAAGCCUUCCCUUCAACCACUCCGUACUGUAAUGGCUAUGAUGCCUUUGGCAAUUCCUGAACUUGUGCUCGCCGAUUGUUAUAGAAACAUUCGAUUAGACUUACAAUACAAGAACGUGUAGGCCAAUUGUGUAGCGAAUGGGCCCCUCUGACCUGGACGCGGAGCGUGAAGCGACCAUGGCUAGGAACAAUGCCAUUCUGGACGAGAUUGGCUUAGGAAAUGCCUGCAAGGAGUUCAAGGAUGCUGCGGCUAAACUUAGGCCAGUGUCGGGCAAGAAGCGGCAACAAAGCACUAAAGGUCCGCCACUCCGCAAGUCUUCCCGUCUGGAGGGGCGACCCCAGCCAGGCAACGACCAGGAAGUUAGCGACGAAGAUGAGGAGAAUGAGGCUGCUGUAAGCCUGGAUUCUGAGGAGGAGAAGAACGGGACGGUAACGGACGGCGACGAGGCACCUGAGCUGUGGUCGGAUGAGCAGGAGGGCUGGGCAACCGGUCAAGGAUGGAAUCUCGAGGAUGGACCCGGCGAGCUGCUUCACAGGCUGGCGUUGUUCCAGGUCAUCGGCAUUAGAAUGGAUCAGCGCGAGUCCUUCUUGCGGUGGUACAAGAACUCGCGGAUUAUGACUGUCGAGGGCAUUACCGCUCAAGACCUGAAGAUGCCAUGCGCCUUCACGACUAUGUUUGAUGCGGGGAUACAAGAGCGCCUCACGCAGGUAGGCAUGUCGCUUUUCGACGUGAAGAAGGUGGAGAAGGCGAUGGAGGAGGCGGCGAAGGCGGCGAAGGAGGCAGCGAAGCUGCUCGAGGCACCCAAAUCACGAAAGUCGGGCUCGUUGCCAACACCAGGCGGCCCCUCCCUCGGGUCGUCCUCUGCUAACCAGCGGCAGGGAAAACGUACCAGCGAGAAGGUGACCAAGAAGAUUGAGAGCGUGUACGGGCAGGCUGUGUUGGCGAGCCGGGAGGCCUUCAAGAGCCUGGAGCCCUCGGUGAUGGAGGCAAACGACUUGAAGAUCAUCAAAGACAUGGGGGAGCACAUCCGGUGCCUGCUGGGCGUGGGACAAGGUGCGCCCAUGGAGACAGUGAAGGCCAGGCUGCGGCAGGCGGUGCAAGUGAAGGCUAAGAACAUGCGCCGAUGCAGCAAGCCAAACGUGAACCUGGACACGGUCGAUGAGGAGGAAGGCCUGCAGCCGGCAUCACCAUCAGCACCGGGUGAGGAGGAGGAGCCAGCCACGCCCGAGGUGCCCAAGCCGUACAUGUGGGCUAAGCUGCCUGGAGGGGACACGGAGAAGUACGCUGCGGCUGACAACCACCUCGACUGGCUGGCGGACUUCGACAUAGGGGACAACGCAGGGUGCAUCCUUGUGGGAAGCCUGGACAAGGACGAGUUGGUUCCGGUAACACUUGGCUGCGGCCUGCUGCUGGACCCACUGGACGCCAAGACCGACCCGGCGGCUACCGUUGACGUCCUGGUCUUUGGCAUCAACACUAACGUCAAGCGCACCAAGAACGCUUACAUGCCGUCCAGUGUGGGCGGCAAGACUAGCACCUUUGCGCUGGAGGAGAAGGACAAAGACGGCAAGCUGGUACGCAAGCUUGCAAGGUCCCAGACGGUCAAGUGGCCUGUCAUGGGCAUCCUGCCCACAUUCAAUGGUAGCACCGGCAUAACGGUGUCCAUGACUUUCUACGGGACUCGCGAGAAGGACAUCGCCACCAUCAAGACGUGCCUAGCGCAGAAGCGGCAGGCACGCGCUGUUGAGGGGAAGUAGUAGAAUGCGUAGGCUUGUGUGGCGUACAGCGUCCUUGGUUUUACCCCUUUACUCCCUGGACGGAUGGCCACAUAGUGAGGAUCAUAAUACGACUCUGAGAUGCACAAAGGAAGCACACCGGUGCAUGGCAUGGGGAAGGCAUCUGGACCAACGAGACAGCGUAUUGCCUGUUGUGACCAUGUGCGUUGCAGAUGGAUGCUUUGCGUUAAACAGACUGUACCUAUGUGUUUCACAUCAUGCCGUCGAAAUGACAAUUCGGCCCAGGUGCAUAGGGCAUAGCGUGGGGGAGCGUGUUGUGUUCAGUUGCAUUACCGCAUAGCAUUACGUUAGGGCACCCGUUUUUACCAACACACAUGUUGCUUCAUGUUGGAGACUCAGUAAUUGGCUUUGGAGUUGCUUGGUGGCAGAGUGAAGGAGCUAACCUGUCAUACGGCAUAUAUAUUCCUCUACUUGUUUUGGAUGUUAACUGGGCAGGCCCUCAUCUGGGGCGUAGUGCCAACACCUGAAGAAUGACGAAAUCAAAGAAGAGCAUAAGAGCCCUAACUUCUUGCUUGUUGUGAAUGAAUGGUUGACAGUUACAAUAGUUCGUGUUGUGUCCUUCUGUCAUGGUGCUGCCAAGCAGCAUUCAACCGUCAACUGGGCUCCUCAUUGGCCCUUUUUAACCUGACGACCCCUGUUUACCUAAUCAGUCAGCACACGGGCUCCCAGCUAAUCCCUUUUUAUCUAAUCCGUC